Molecule: messenger RNA, 288 nt
Organism: Protopolystoma xenopodis
Lineage: Eukaryota; Metazoa; Platyhelminthes; Monogenea; Polystomatidea; Polystomatidae
Source: the annotation of a GenBank genome assembly
AUGUUCAGGCUCGAUAGGAUGUUUCGUGAUCGUGUUAUUGCUCACUCCUUUCUUCCUACUCUGCAACUACUAGACACGUUUUCUAGCUUAAGUGCUGAACCGUCUCUUCCUACAUUUUUCCCCAAAUUUUGCGGCAACAACGGUGGUGUUAGGCCUCGGGCUCCUCGGUUGAGCGGUGCUGAAUUGCCGAGCGAGGCGAAAUGGUUGCUUGGAAAAAAGGAGAUCUACAGUCUUCGAGCAGGCAUUGAUCUCUUGCGUCGAUUCAACUGGGACAUUGAAGUAAACUGA